Thyridium curvatum is the source of this 1191-nucleotide messenger RNA. RefSeq lists its product as uncharacterized. Lineage: Eukaryota; Fungi; Ascomycota; Sordariomycetes; Thyridiales; Thyridiaceae. The coding region runs from base 1 to 1191 and encodes 396 amino acids. The transcript is spliced from 2 exons. The record is from RefSeq and is a predicted model, not a curated record.
AUGUCAAGCCCAGUGGCCCAUGAACACUCGGCGUCGCGGAUCCGUUAUGGCGCGGCGGCCCUGCUAGCACUCGUCGAGGCGUUCGGGAUCAACAGCAUGUAUGGCCAAAUCUGGCGUUCUGGUUUCGCUCAGACAGCGUGGAAUUGGCUCAACGACCCCGAUGCCCGGUUGCCUGGGUCUUCGCGGCCUGCCAUCCGUCAAUACUUCGGCAUACCGGUAAUCGACGACUCUCUCGUGCUCGCCAAUUUCUGUUUCAUCAACACCAUCGACGGCUCAAGGCCAGAGAUGUCCCUUUACGGCUUGCAGUUCGGAGGACAGCUCGUCCCCGUGGUGGCCGUGCUGAUGAUUGAAGGCCUCAGGGCUGGGAACCGAAAUCGCAUGCUGCGUUGGUCAUUGUUCUGGUGCCAUCUCAUGCAGGUGGUUGGCUACGCGAUAGUGAUGCCUUUGUAUGGUUGCCUCCAUCUUCUUACUUCGGCUACUGCCGCAGGGAGCUCAGACGCCAACCGGCUACGUCGCCGCGCACCUCUUGCCCUUCAAGUCUUGAUUCCGAGCUUCGCGAUCGGUUAUGUAAUUCCGACAAUCCUCUUCGUGUAUCCAUUUUCAUCUAAUUUCCUCCGUCAAUGGUUUUGCACCGCCUGGCAAUUGUACCCGCACAUCCUCUACGCAUGCCAGCAUGUUCUGGCCUCGAAAUCACCCCAGCACGAGGAUCAACGUCCGGACCAGAAGCACGAGGACCAAGACUUGAAGAUCCUGUCAAAAGCAUACGACGUCGCCUUCAAAUUCGCAGCGACUAUUCAGAUCUUUGUUUACACCAUCUUGAUUACCGUCUGGCUCAUGCCCAGUCUGUUUCCGGACCACAUCGCCCAGGCCUUGACGUUCGAACAGGUUUUCAAACCCGGCUCGUUCUAUUCAUAUGGUCCGCCCGGAUCAGUGCCAGAUGAGAUGCACCGUUGGUUUCACUAUGACCAGUACGUGGGAUCCGCAGCCAUUCUCGUCUGGGCCCUUGCACUUUAUCUCUCUCGCCCGACUUGCGGCAAGCAUACUUGGAAGGGCUACGCACGGCUGGGAGGGAAAAUCUGCACUUGGGCGAUCAUUGGCGGUCCUGCCGGAGCGGCGGCCAAGAUUUUGCAGCUCCGAGAUGAGCAAAUACAUCGAAUGCCCAAAUCUCAGAAGCAGAAGCGAUCAGUCUAA